AUUUCCGCUUCUCAUUCCAAGAAGGGAUUAGCGAGAGACAACCGGGGACGACAUCCAUUUUUUUUAGCCCCCGUCCCUAAGCCGAUUUAUGCUUUACCACGAGCAGAGCGACGUCUUACCAUUCACAACACUUUAGAGGUUUAGGGAUGAACUGAAGAUGAAUGUAAACCAGCAUACUCCCAUGGCCUCUCCCUAUAGCCAGCCUCAGCCUGGCUACGGGCAGCCCACCUUUGCACCCCUGGACAGUGGGUACCCGCCUCCGUACGCACCUUACAAUGGCCCCGCGUCAGCCUACCAGCCUGGAGUGCCACCGCAAGGUUAUUCAUCUUUUACCUCCUUCCCCUCUAAGUCUGCGCCAGCCAACCCUAUCUCAGAGCUCUCCUCUCCUCUUGACCUAGGUCACGGCAGGGCUCCUCCCACUUCCGGGCCACCGCCUGUAUCGGCUCCUCAAGCGUAUAGUCAGUAUGGUGUUCAUCAUCAGAGCGACAUGCAGAAUGGACCGCCACCUAUGACACAGGCGUCCCCAAGGCCCGUUGCAUCCCAGUCGUUCAACCAAGGAGCGGUUAAUCUGCCAGGUCCGCUCACCUCCUACCCCCAACACUAUGGACCCCCGCCCACGAUGCAACACGUCACCAGUCAGAUGAGUAGCAUGCAGAUUAACUGCGGACCGCCCAACUCCGCAGUUCCCGGAUACGCACCGCCGCACAGCUCCCAGCCUCCUGUCAGCACUUCCUUCUCAGCCUCACCUGCCGCCUCCUACACUCAAGCUCUCCCCCCUGCGUCGUCUGCUCCCAGCCAGGCACCACCUGCUGCUUCUCACCAGUACUACGGGGGCCCCCCUCCACCCUCCCAGCCGCCAUUCAAUUCCUCUCUCCCCGCUACCUCUCAACAGCCGUUCACCUCUCCUGCUCCUCCUCCGCCAUCGAGUCAGCCAUCCUUUCCUCCUCCUCCUUCGUAUUCGGGUCCUCCGCCGGCUCAGGCUCCCUCCCCGUUGAUGUCGCAGCCUCAGCAGUCCUUCAUCCCCAGUCAGCCCGCCUUCUCCUCAGCCCCUCAAGAUUCCUUCCCUCCAAGAGCGCCUCCUCCCACCUCCUCUCAGUAUCCUCCUCCUCCGACGUCAACUCCCUCCGGGCAGUACCCAGGUGCCUUUCCACCUCAGCAGCAACCCAUUUUCCCCUCGGGUCCCCUUCCUCCAAGACCCCAGAUGCCCCUCGCGUCCAUGUCUCAGAGCAACCACUUACCUCCAGGACCACAGGGCCCGCCAGGCCCUCGUGGAUCCCUGCAGCAGCAGCAGAUGCCCCCACCCCAACCUGGCAUGCCGGUAGGGUAUCCUCCCCAGCAGAAUGGUGCAUUUGGGCAGGUAAGAGGGCCUCAGCCCGGCUACACGGGCCCUUGUCCCGGGCAACCGAAUUACGGCGCUCCGGCACCAGGCCCUGCACCACCUGCACAGAAAAGAUUGGAUCCAGACGCCAUUCCUAGUCCACAAGCGUCUGACAUGCCAGCCGUGCAGAAAUCAAGACAUAGAAUAGACCCAGACGCUAUUCCCAGCCCAAUACAAGUAAUCGAGGAUGACAAGGCCAAUAGCACAGAGCUUUUCAGCACAGGCGUCAGGGGUCAAGCGCCACCACUGGUCACCACCGACUUCCACGUCAAAGACCAAGGGAAUGCCAGCCCCAGGUUCAUCCGCUGUACAGCCUACAACAUGCCCUGCACGGCAGACAUGGCCAAGCAGUCUCAGGUGCCACUGGCCGCUGUCAUCAAGCCCCUCGCUACGCUGCCACCGGAUGAGACACCUCCAUACCUGGUGGACCACGGGGAAGGAGGUCCCAUCCGUUGCAACCGUUGUAAGGCCUACAUGUGUCCGUACAUGCAAUUCAUCGAGGGAGGCCGCCGCUUUCAGUGCGGAUUUUGCUCUUGCGUCACAGAAGUUCCUCCUCAUUACUUCCAGCAUCUGGACCACACUGGGAAGAGAAUAGACUUCUACGACAGACCGGAGCUUUCGCUGGGCAGCUACGAGUUCCUGGCCACUGUCGACUACUGUAAAAACAACAAGAUUCCUCAGCCUCCGGCCUUUAUCUUCCUUAUCGACGUGUCCUAUAAUGCUAUCAAGAGCGGCAUGGUCGGCAUUGUCUGCCAGGAACUCAAGACACUCCUGGACCACCUGCCCACAGAGAACUCGGACUCAGUGGUGCGGGUGGGCUUCGUCACUUACAAUAAGGUGCUGCACUUCUACAACGUUAAGUCCAGCCUGGCCCAGCCUCAGAUGCUGGUGGUGUCGGACAUCUCAGAAAUGUUCGUGCCGCUCCUGGACGGUUUCCUCGUCAACAUCGGAGAGAGCCGGCAGGUCAUCGAGAGUUUGUUGGACCACAUCCCAGAGAUGUUCGCAGACACCCGAGAGACCGAGACAGUCUUUGGACCUGUCAUACAGGCCGGACUGGAGGCACUCAAGGCGGCAGACUGUGCGGGGAAGCUGUUCGUGUUCCACACCUCGCUGCCCAUUGCUGAGGCUCCUGGCAAACUCAAGAACAGAGAAGACAAGAAGCUGAUUGGCACUGAUAAGGAAAAGUCUCUGUUUCAGCCUCAAGUGGGUUUCUACAACACACUGGCCAAAGAGUGUGUGGCGCAGGGGUGCUGCGUGGACCUCUUUCUCUUCCCCAACCAGUUUGUGGAUGUGGCCACACUCGCUGUGGUCCCCGUCUCCACCGGAGGCUCCGUCUACAAGUACACCUACUUCCAGCCUCAGUCGGACCAGGAGAGGUUCCUGAACGACCUGAGACGAGACGUUCAGAAGCCGAUCGGCUUUGAUGCUGUCAUGAGGGUUCGAACCAGCACAGGAAUUCGAGCGACAGACUUCUUUGGCUCGUUCUUCAUGAGCAACACCACUGACGUGGAACUGGCUGGACUGGACUCCGACAAGGCGGUCACAGUGGAAUUCAAGCACGACGACAAGCUCAGCGAGGAGACCGGGGCGCUCGUGCAGUGCGCCGUGUUGUACACCAGCUGCAGUGGCCAAAGGCGCCUCCGUGUCCACAACAUGGCCGUCAACUGCUGCUCCCAACUGUCUGACCUUUACCGCAACUGCGAGACGGACACAAUCAUCAACUUCCUCUCUAAAUAUGCUUUCCGCGGCAUCCUUAACAAUCCCACAAAGGCGGUGAGGGACACACUGGUCAACCAGUGCGCUCAGAUCCUGGCCUGCUACCGCAAGAACUGCGCCAGUCCCUCGUCGGCUGGUCAGUUGAUCCUCCCCGAGUGCAUGAAGCUGCUGCCCGUCUACCUGAACUGCGUGCUUAAGAGUGACGUGCUGCUCCCCGCUGCCGACGUGUCGCUGGACGACCGGGCGUACUUGCGACAACUCAUCAGCUGCAUGGACGUGUCUGAGACGCACGUCUUCUUCUACCCACGCCUGCUCCCGCUGAUGAAGCUGGAGAGCGGCUCAUUGCCAGGGGCGGUGCGGGCGUCAGAGGAGAGGUUAUCUAAAGGCGGCGUGUACCUUCUGGAGACGGGCCUGCACCUCUUCCUGUGGGUGGGGGCCAACGCGCAGCAGGAGCUGCUGCUCAACAUCUUUGGGACGUCCAGCUUCAGCCAGAUUGACGCCACCAUGACAUGUCUGCCCGUCUUGGACAAUCCUUUCUCACAAAGACUCAGAGAGAUGGUUGACUCCUUCAGAGUACAGCGGUCACGAUACAUGAAGUUGAUGGUAGUGAAGCAGGAGGACCGCUCAGAGCUCAUCUUCCGACACUUCCUGAUGGAGGACAAGAGCGCGAGUGGCGGCGCAUCCUACGUGGACUUCCUGUGUCACAUGCACAAGGAGAUCCGCCAACUCCUCAGCUAGACUCCGCCGAAAUCUCCUCCUCUUCCCAUCCUUUGUUUCUUUUCUAUCUUUUUUUUCCCCUUUUUUUUUUUUUUUAAACAACUAAACUUCCCACCGUUAACAGAGCGGCCACAGCCUGGCACCUUACAUCGUGUGUGUGUGUGUGUGUGUGAGUGUGAGUGUGAGGAUGUGUGUGGGUUUGAGAUAAUCUGAUGUUAAUAGAGCGUCACUCUGCCUCAAACUGACUGCUAAGGAGGAAGAGGAGGAGGGAGAGUGAUGUAUGUAUAUACACACACACACUGAAGAAUAAUGUACGCAACACGACUGGAUGUAUUGAUUAGCACUGACUUAAGGCUGUUUAAAGCACCCUUUCCCAUACGUGGCUUUUUAUAUAGAAGCCAAUCCCGUUAUACAGUGUAGGAGGUCUCCGUACUAGCAAGACACCAAUGGAAUCAAAUAAUGCUGUAACCUGAUCUCCUCCCCUCCUCUUUUAAUCAUUGCCUUAUAGCAAUCCACCUCCUCUGUAUGUAUGUAUGUAUGUAUGUAUGUAUGUGUCUCUAGGUUAUAUUUAAAAAAAUAAUAAUAAUCAGGAUUUAACCCCAACAGCAGUGCCUGUUAGCUUGCCAAUGGCCUUUUACCUUUCAUGAAAUACUUCUAUCCAAAAAACAUGAUGGUUACUGUUGCUCAUUUUGAUUGACUCAUUGGGUUAAUCAGCCAUGAUGGUUGUUUUCGUCAUGUCACCAAAAACAUAAUUUUUUGUAAAGGCCUCUGUGUUGCACUGUCCAGGUGUACCUAAUGAAGUGUCCCUAUUAGUCGAUCCUAUUAGAAGUCUCCCUAAUGAAAAGUCCUCACUUGACACAUCGAGGCAGCCAUUUUUUAUUGAAUAAUGCCACAAAAAAACUAGCGUUACCUUUUGUAAAUGUCCUAUGUUAGAUCUUAUUGAAGUGUACCAACUCAAUUGUCCUCACCUGACACAACCGCGAUAAGAUAUUUUUCAUUUAAUAAUGCCACCCCCCAAAAAAAACUGCACAUUUUUGUGAAAGUCCACUGUUAAAUCCCAUUAGAGGUGUCUCUGCGGGCCGUCUUGCGCUGUAAUUUCCGCGUGGCAUGAUUAAAGAUGAACCCUGCUGAGCUGUCUGUGUUUAUAUAUACAUAUAUAAAUAUAUAAUCUGUACAGAAUUCAUAGAAAAUAAGCCUUUUAAUUCAGCUGUGAUGGUAUUUUUGCUGUCAUAAAUAUAGAAAUCAUGGCAUUUACUAAUGAACGGGAGUUAAUGUCAUGACUGACUACAUUUGAUGAGUGAGUGAGUGUGUGUGUGUGUGUGUGUGUGUGUCGGUCCUGGUGAAAUUUCUCCCGGGGAACAGAGGGACCAUCUAACAAACCCACCAAAUUAAAGUCGUCAAAAUCACUUUUUGUUCCUUUUUAAAAAUGUGUAUAAUUGUGUUUGAAGCCCUCUGUUCUCUUCUGUUACCUUGGUUGAGCCGCCAUCGUCACUGUAAUCUUCAUUAUGUUCCUUUUUGUUGAUUUAGUUUUGGUUUUUUUCCCUUUCUCAUUGCCUCUUGGGACUGCUAAUAAAAAUGAUUGUUUCAAAAGUGAAAUUCAA
Phyllopteryx taeniolatus (common seadragon) is the source of this 5412-nucleotide messenger RNA. It is a transcript of the gene sec24c, whose product is annotated as SEC24 homolog C, COPII coat complex component. Lineage: Eukaryota; Metazoa; Chordata; Actinopteri; Syngnathiformes; Syngnathidae. Gene Ontology annotation, cellular component: endoplasmic reticulum exit site; COPII vesicle coat. The coding region runs from base 158 to 3832 and encodes 1224 amino acids. The transcript has 25 exons. Gene Ontology annotation, molecular function: zinc ion binding; SNARE binding. Gene Ontology annotation, biological process: endoplasmic reticulum to Golgi vesicle-mediated transport; COPII-coated vesicle cargo loading; intracellular protein transport. The record is from RefSeq and is a predicted model, not a curated record.